UACAAUUGCCCUAGUAAACAAUUCCAACGUGUUUUCAAUUUCUGCCAAAAAUGAAAGGAAGAAAAGGACCUAACCGAUUUAGACAAGAAAAGGAUGAUGCCAAAUUCGAAACUGAAGCAUUUGCCUAUCUGAAUGAAGACACAGAUGCUGAUACAGGCAGACCGAACAAAAUAAAGCGUUUUGAUAGUGAUGAUGAACUGUCACUUUCAGAGCAAGAAGAGUCAGGUCCAGAAGACAACCCUGUGGAAGAUGCACCAGUUGACGAUACUGGUAGUGAUGAUGAGGCCCCAGAAGAUGUUGGUUUCCAUGACAGUAAGCAGUCCGUUCUUGCCCAGCUCAAGUCAGCCAUGAGACAGGUGGACACGGGGAAGGCUCGUAGGAAGGAGCUCAGGAAAAAAAUGGAUGCUCAGUUUAAAGAGCAGAAGGCGAAGAAGAAGGAAGACCUUGCCAAGUCAAAACUGCCUGAAGAUUUCUUGGAAAGCCUUGAUGAGAAAAUACCACAAAAAUCUAAAGUGGUCAAAGGGAAACGGAAGCAGAAAAAACUUGAAGAAUCUGGAAAUUCCGAGGAAGAUGAAACAAUAAAAUCUGUUCAGAAGAAGAUCAAGAUCUCUUUCAAAGAGGACUUCAUUUCACUGACUGACAGUGUGAGUGGUGUCGAGGUGGCAGAUGUCAGGAAGGUGGAGAAACGAGGUCAGUCCCAGGUCCAGACUGCAGCAGACUUCCGAAAUAACAGGCUGUACGGAACCCAUGUACGCAGGGAAUCCAACAAGAAAAGAAUGGCAAAAGCAGAGAAGAGAAAACAGAUAGGAAGAUGAAAGAUGUUUAUAAGCAUCUUCAAUGUAAUUGACUUGUACAUGGAAAAGACUCCUGUCCAGCCGUAUUCUAACAUUCACAGGACAGGCUAGCUGAGUUAAUGGCUUCAUAUGGGACUUCAGUGAAAAGAAUGCUCCAGUUCCAGUGUAUAUGUUCUAAGAUACUUGUCAGAAACAGUUCAUAGGAAUAUCAAAGUGUCUCUUGUUCAUAUAAGAUAUUUUAUGUUUAACAUCAUUUGUUAUUUGUAAUUUUGUUCUCAGUCUCAUUUUCAAAUGUUUGUUCGCAAUAGAGCUCCUAUAUGACAACCGGUAUGUUUUAUAAAAAAAAGAAGCAUUUUUAUUAAAUUUCACCCAAAAUAAUAAAUUUUGUUCAAUAUUUGACCCAAUAAAACGCUGUAGCCCUUUUAAGAUGCACUAUUACUCCCAAAUAUGAUUUACCAUAUUUAAUACAAGUGUUUUAAUUUACGAAAAAGGAUUAAAAAAUGUCAGAAACAAUGGUUCUUAUGAAGGAUAUUGUGUUUGAUUUGAAAGAAAGGUGCAGAAAACAUGGUAUUUUUACCAUAUGAGACGAUAGUAGAUCACAGUAAAUCUUUUAGCAUUCACCAAUCAUUUGCGUUUUCAGCUAUUAAAUACACGGUUAUAAUCUUGUUAUCAGUAUUUAAUAUUUUCCAUAAAUGCAUUAUUUAGUAAAUAGUUGAAGGUUUAUUACUCAAAAUUUAUGUUUGUUAUACAUGUGUAUGUAUUGAUUUUGAAUAAGAGUACCACUUUAGAAUAAUGAUUACUUUUGUUGCAAGGACUCCACAGUCCUUCAUAAACAUUUGUUUGAGAUCUAUGUGGAUUUUUUAUAUCCCCACAAACGAAGUUUGAGGGGGUAUAUAGGAGUGAGCUUGUCGGUCGGUCUGUCUGUCUGUCGGUCGGUCGGUCUGUCGGUUUUCAUGGUUUCCGGACGAUAACUCAUGAAAGGCUAGACAGAUUUUAAAAUAUUUUUGGUACACAGGUGUAACAUCAGAAGAUACAGUUUGGUACACAGGUGUAACAUCAGAAGAUAUAGGUCAAGUUCGAUAUUGGGGCUGGAGGGCAAGGUCAAGGUCACUGUUACUUAAAAUAGAAAAACGGUUUCCGGACCAUAACUCAUGAAAGGCUUGACAGAUUUGAACAAUUUUUGGUACACAGGUUUAACAUCAGAAGAUACAGGUCAAGUUUGAUAUUGCGGCUGGUGGGGCCAAAGUCAAGGUCACUGUUACUAAAAAUAGAAAAACGGUUUCCUGACGAUAAAUCAUGAAAGGCUUGACAGAUUUGAACAAUUUUUGGUACACAGGUGAAACAUCAGGAGAUACAGGUCAAGUUCGAUAUUGGGGCUGGUGGGGCCAAGGUCAAGGUCACUGUUACUAAAAAUAGAAAAACGGUUUCCGGACGAUAACUCAUGAAAGGCUAGUUUUUAUGCCCCCGAAGGUGGGCAUAUUAAAAUCGCACCGUCCGUCCGUCCGUCCGUCAAUCCGUCCGUCCGGCUCUGUAACUUUCCCUUGUAUGGACAGAUUUUAAAAUAACUUGCCACAUGUGUUCCACAUACCAAGACGACGUGUGGCGUGCAAGACUCGUGUCCCUACCUCAAAGGUCAAGGUCACACUUAGUGUUUAUUCACAAUAGAGUGCUGCAUUUAAGGACAUAGAGUAUAGGUUGUCGUGUCCGGGCUGUAACUUUCUCUUGUAUGGACAGAUUUUAAAAUAACUUGCCACAUGUGUACCACAUACCAAGACGACGUGUCGCGUGCAAGACCCGUGUCCCUACCUCAAAGGUCAAGGUCACACUUAGUGUUUAUUCACCAUAGAGUGCUGCAUAUAAGCAUUGAGUAUAGGUUGUCGUGUCCGGGCUGUAACUUUCUCUUGUAUGGACAGAUUUUAAAAUAACUUGCCACAUGUGUACCACAUACCAAGACGACGUGUCGCGUGCAAGACCCGUGUCCCUACCUCAAAGGUCAAGGUCACACUUAGUGUUUAUUCACCAUAGAGUGCUGCAUAUAAGCAUUGAGUAUAGGUUGUCGUGUCCGGGCUGUAACUUUUCCUUGUAUGGACAGAUUUUAAAAUAACUUGCCACAUGUGUACCACAUACCAAGACGACGUGUCGCGUGCAAGACCCGUGUCCCUACCUCAAAGGUCAAGGUCACACUUAGUGUUUAUUCAC
This is a messenger RNA of Mya arenaria, 2993 nucleotides long. RefSeq lists its product as uncharacterized. The transcript is spliced from 6 exons. Gene Ontology annotation, molecular function: RNA binding. The record is from RefSeq and is a predicted model, not a curated record. NCBI's taxonomy places the organism in Eukaryota, Metazoa, Mollusca, Bivalvia, Myida, Myidae. Bases 51 to 815 code for a protein of 254 amino acids.